CCCGUGACCCAUCCCACCACCAGUGCCACCGGUAGAGUACAGUGCCACGAUCACUUUCGAGGUCUGUGUCUUCGGGCAGAGCGCCUUUCUCUGAAGCUGAGCAUUCUAAAACGCUUACCCUACUUCUUUUUUUGCUAUAAUUAGGCCCUUCAAUCAAGGCUUUGCAUCGUGUCAGAAUUGCUUUACGACAAGUGACACGUGUUAUAAUGAACGUCCUAUCUCUGUUUCAUUAAUGAUGGAUGAACCAUCCACUUCCCGGGAAGUGCUACAUGAACGUCAACUUGCCUAGCCUCUGUUCUACAUCAUCAGGCUCAAUAUAAACAGCGUAGUAGGUAGGCCAACAGGCUCUGUAAUGUUGAGAUGUACAUGUAUCUUCGGGGUUUAAUUAGGCCGAUUAUCAUGUAAUGGCUAAGUGCAGUAUCGACAUCUUGCUCGCAUAAUAUAGCUAUUUGCUAUUAUUUUGCUCUAUAUGCUGUCAUGAGGUCUACUUUAAGCAUCAAAUUAACAAUGUUGAUUUACUGUAUAGAUAAGCAACACCUCUGGCGCAGUGUGAGCGAGUGUAAUUGAUGUCUCUUCCUUCCUCCAUUGCUGAAUGUAUACACAGAUAGUCGACACUCUGACGUUGGUCUGUUUGGAUUGUGAAGACACAAACAAAGGACGUAUAGUCCUCACGGUACGUUCUUGCACAAAGAAGGUCUGGCUUCAACAACCGUGGAUUGAGUUGGAAAUGGUGAUCACAAAAUUAUUAUCCCUUGAACUGAUAAGUUGGCAUUGAAUCUUUAAUAUGGUUCGAGAAAUCGCCAAGAACUUCAGGGUUUUCGUCCUCGGAAUGUUUGUUUUUUUAUCGACAGCGUGUUUUGUUUUGCUCGCCAGAAAUGCUGCAUCGAUGGAUGGUUCUGCUGUUAUGAAUCAGCAACAAGAACACCGUGCGAGUCAUGUUAUGCCUACUACAGUCUACAUGGCGGUAUCGCCCCCGGAGGUUGGUGGCGGUGGUGAGGAAGGGGAGAUCAAGGUGACGGAAAAUCCUCACACCGGUUUUCAGAAGUCUGAACAACCCCGGCUUUGUACUUCUAUUCCAAAACCCAGGACUACCGAAGAUACUCCAAGCGGUGUGAAGAUUAUAAUCUUAGCAGCAAUGAGAACUGGAUCUUCCUUCGUUGGUGAGAUGUUCGGCCAAAAUAGUGACAUUUUCUACCUAUUUGAACCCGGCCUCCCUCUUCAUAACACUCUUCAUCAACGAGGUGCUGUAUUCUUGCAGCCGCUUUUCAUUGAUUUGUUGGACAGCAUUUAUCAAUGUAACUUGACUGGUUAUGAAUAUUAUUUUAAGUGGUUAUCGGGGCAGGUUCCGGAAGCGUUGUUAAAGAAAGCCCCGAGUGUGUACAAAGAGCUUUGCUCCAAGAAGUCAAGUAAUUCGUCUGAAUUUGAGUGUGGGAAAAUGACACCUCAGCAUUUCAUGCGCAUAUGUAUGAAUUUGAACAAAGUUGCGAUCAAAUCAAUUCGUAUCUCUGAUAUUGGAAGUCUGUUACCGUUGAUCAAAGACAAGACGGUCAAUCUGAAAGUGAUUCAUCUCGUUCGUGAUCCGAGAGGGAUGAUCGCUUCUCGUGUGCUUGCCAUGAACGAUAUAAAAAAAACGGCAGACAAAGUAGAAACAUUUACGGACGAUACUAGGGCAUCACUUAUCGACUACUGUUGGAACAAUUUGCACAACACGGACGUGGGGAAGAACCUGCCCAAAUUCCAAGACAACUAUUUACUCCUGAGGUACGAGGAUGUCUCUUUGGAUCCACACGAAGCGGCUCGACGCAUCUAUAAUUUCACUGGUCUUGGUGCUGUUCCUGGGAACGUGUCCAGGUGGAUUCAAGAACACACGAGUGCUCACGUAGCCGGUACUUACUCAACCUCACGAGUGUCAAGUCAAGUCUACCAAUCUUGGCGCGGCAGACUCAGUUUCCCAACUGUUAAAACCAUUGAGGAAGUUGGAACCUGUUCUCAAAUGAUGCAAAGAUUUGGCUAUCUCCCAGCUAAAGAUCAAGAACAUCUGACUAAUCUAAACAUCUCCCUUUUAUCUGACAAAGUGCCGGAUGUCAAUCGGGAGAUGUACGUUAUAUGACAAACUUUAUGUAGCUUACAAUCCAUACUGACUGAUAGUGUUGUGUUUAGUUCAGGCAUAGGGCAAGGACUAUAGUUCCUUCCUGUUUCGUUUAGGCUCCACUAAAUUUUAUUUAGAAAUAAUCAUGAAAUUCAUUCAAAAUUAUCAUUGGGGUCACAGGUGAUGUCAUGACAGAAGACUAAUCUUCAAAAUUUCAAGGCUCUUUCUUCGUCGCAUUUUAAUGUCAGUAGUCUGGUAUUAUUGUUUGCGAAAGAAGUAUGUUGGAAGGGGAAAGUCGGAGUUAGUAUUAUUAUGACUAAGUAGUUUGGGUUUGUCGAUCAGAGCUAAGCAAGAUUGGGUUAUAUAAAUCUAAUAACCCCCGGGAGGGACUGACGGUUAUGGACUGAGGUGAAAAGAUCAAUGUUGGGGCAUCUUGCCUUCAAAAUCUCUCCAAAUGUUGCUUUUUGGAAUUGCUCCUUGUUUUUGUUGUUGUCAAAGAGCUGUUCGUGCCAAAAAAAAAAUGGAGGAGUGAUUUAUCAUCAACAACAAACUGUCUCAUGAAAUACACCCAGUAACACUUUGUUUCUACAAAAGAGCGGACCACGCUCUGUCAUGAAACUACAUAAAACAAACAUAAUCAUGGGAUAUUAUCAUUUUUAUUGUUUUUAAAAUAUAUUUCCAAUUAUAUUUAAUUUAAACAACAAAAAGUUGUAAUAGCCCAAAGCGCCCAAUCUCAAGGCAUUGGAAAUCACCAUAGGCAAGGACUUGUUCUCCGGUCACAGAAUCCUGAAGUUGCUGGAAGGAAUAAUUAAAGGCACUGAACACUAUUGGCAAUUACUCAAAAUAAUUGUUGGCAUAUAAACUUACUUGCGUAUUAACGAACAAUAGACAAGCUGUUGAUGAAACAUAUUGUGAGAAACAGCUCCCUGAAGUAGCGCAGUUUUUGAGAAAGAAGUAAUUUCUCACUACAAUAAAA
This is a messenger RNA of Asterias rubens (European starfish), 3065 nucleotides long. RefSeq names its product carbohydrate sulfotransferase 3-like. Lineage: Eukaryota; Metazoa; Echinodermata; Asteroidea; Forcipulatida; Asteriidae. Bases 785 to 2110 code for a protein of 441 amino acids. The transcript has a single exon. The record is from RefSeq and is a predicted model, not a curated record. Gene Ontology annotation, molecular function: N-acetylglucosamine 6-O-sulfotransferase activity. Gene Ontology annotation, biological process: N-acetylglucosamine metabolic process; sulfur compound metabolic process.